This is a messenger RNA of Onychostoma macrolepis, 5780 nucleotides long. RefSeq names its product YEATS domain containing 2 (gene yeats2). Gene Ontology annotation, cellular component: NuA4 histone acetyltransferase complex. Bases 317 to 4588 code for a protein of 1423 amino acids. Gene Ontology annotation, biological process: regulation of transcription by RNA polymerase II; chromatin remodeling. The record is from RefSeq and is a predicted model, not a curated record. Gene Ontology annotation, molecular function: histone binding. NCBI's taxonomy places the organism in Eukaryota, Metazoa, Chordata, Actinopteri, Cypriniformes, Cyprinidae. The transcript is spliced from 31 exons.
ACACACUGACCACUUUUGUGCGUGUUUACGUCACGUUUUGCGCAGUUUAGAAAAGCGUUAAUGGUGUGAGUUGUGCAAUAACUGCUUAAAAAGCUGUUGUUUUGUUUAGCGUAGUGUAUGUCUGUCAGAUUAGCAGCUACUUAUUUCUGUUGUUAGUUGUUUUUAAACCUCUGCAACAACUAAUAUCAGUUUGUCAAGGAAAUGUAAUCACACUUGCAUGCUCAUAUACUAGGGCUGUGUCUCAAAAUCUAAAAAGCUGCCUACCUAGGACGCAUUUUUAGACAUUACAAGCAAGCAGUCCAGCCAAUGAGUGAUCAUGUCUGGGGUGAAAAGGAAAAUAGAGGACAAAGAUCCUGACUAUGAGGACAUCACCCAAGUGCAGGAGAACAAGAGGAGUAAAGUGGUGGAGCAGAAUGCCCGUGAAGCUGCGGUGCAGAAGAUUGAAGCGAUCAUCAAGGAUCAGUUUUCUCUGGAGAUGAAGAAUAAAGAGCAUGAGAUUGAGGUUAUCGGGCAGAGGUUGAAUGAGGCCAGGAGAAUGAUGGACAAGCUCAGAGCGUGCAUUGUCGCAAACUACUAUGCCAAUGCUGGCCAGCCUAAAGUCCCUGAGGCCUCUAAAAGUGACCCAUCUGUGCUGAACCACCCUGCCAUAAAACGCUUCUUGGAUUCCCCCUCCCGCUCCUCCUCUCCACUGAACCAGAAUUCAGAGACACCAUCACAGGUCCAGUCUGAGACCGAGUCCCUCAGCCAGCAUGGGGAGGCUGGGGAGAGGGAGACGGACAGUGGGAGAGAGGACGGCACUCCACGUGAACGACGACCCGGCAGGAACACAGGAAAAGACACAUUUGGUGUGCCAUCAUCCUUAGAGCAGCAUGUGACUUACCACACUACAGGAGAUGAGGCUUCUCGGCUCUACAUGAAGAAAACCAUUGUUGUGGGCAACGUAUCUAAGUAUAUUGCCCCUGAUAAACGUGAGGAGAACGAUCAGUCCACUCAUAAAUGGAUGGUGUAUGUUCGAGGUUCUCGUAAAGAGCCCAGUAUCGAUCAUUUUGUGAAGAAGGUCUGGUUCUUCCUGCACCCCAGCUACAAGCCCAAUGACCUUGUGGAAGUCAGUGAGCCACCGUUCCACCUGACCCGUCGAGGGUGGGGAGAGUUUCCUGUCCGUGUGCAGAUUCACUUUAAAGACCAACGGAACAAACGUAUCGACAUCAUCCACCACUUAAAGCUUGACAGAACAUACACAGGUUUACAGACUUUGGGAGCUGAAACGGUGGUGGAUGUUGAGCUCCACAGAAACUCACUAGGUGAUGACUUCAUCCCCUCUGCCCCCUCAUCUUCAUCAUCAUCAUCAUCUUCCUCUCAUCUGCCGUUUGUGGGAGGGUCUGGUUCCUCCUCCACAGCUGUUCAAGGCUCUCGGCGGCCCUCCUCUCCCUCUCAGCACACUCAUGAUGAUCUGCCCAGCUCAGAUAGAGUUCCAGUUGUGACUGUCAAGAGUGAGUCUGUGCGUUCUUCAUGUUCUGAACGAACUUCACAGUCAAAUAGGUCUGAGAAAAUCACCUUUGGGUCCCACGGAAACUCAGCCUUUCAGCCAAUCACGGCCAGCUGCAAGAUAAUUCCACAAGGGCAAGUGCCCAGUCCCGCCGAAUCACCUGGGAAAUCAUUCCAGCCGCUUACGAUGAGCUGCAAGAUUGUGUCUGGCUCUCCUAUCUCCACCCCUAGUCACUCUCCUCUCCCCCGGACAUCAUCAUCCACGCCAGUGCACAUGAAGUCCAGCCCCUCAGUCAUAAAUAACCCCUACAUUAUUGUGGACAAACCAGGCCAAGUCAUUAAUAUGGCUGCGUCAACAUCUGCAGCUACAGGCAGUCCGACGGCCAAGCAGAGCAGCACAGCCCAUGGUGCUCGAUCACCAGCUCCUAAAGUUCACACCAGCAGCUUCCUGUCUUCUGGGGUCAAGGUUAUAAUCAAGCAAGAACCAGGAGAGGUGCCCACCCAGCCGUCACCACAGCAACAGGUCGUCUCCACCGCAGCAUCCCAGCAGCAACAACAGUAUGUGACAGUGAAGGGCGGUCACAUGAUAGCCAUGUCGCCGCAAAAACAGAGUGGGGCGGGGGCUGGAGGUGCCACACCCAGCAAGGUGUUGGGGAUUCCACUGGGCUCUGCUGUCAAACAGGUCUCCAUGAGCAGCGGGCAGAUCUUGGUCGCUAAGUCCAGCCCCUCUGUGUCCAAGGUGGUGGGCCAGAAGCAAGUGGUAGCACAGGGCGUCGCUAAAGCAAUCGUCAGUGGAGGAGGCAGUGGCGCAAGCGGCAUCACGGGACAGCAGGUGCAUGCUGUUACCAAGGCAGCAAGUGGGACUGGAGGAAGUGGCAAGAGUGGAGUUAUGGCCACAUUACAACUACCAGCAAAUAACCUGGCAAACCUGGCUAAUCUGCCUCCGGGCACCAAACUCUACCUGACCACCAAUAGCAAGAACCCAUCGGGCAAAGGCAAACUGCUACUGAUCCCACAGGGAGCCAUUCUGAGAGCCUCACACAGCGCAGGCCAGCAGUCUCAGAGUUCUGCUUCUGGAGGGUCACAUUCCUCCAGUGGGUCCUCAGGGUCAGGCAGCCUGCCUUCCAAUUUGUCCUACACUUCUUACAUCCUCAAACAGACUCCUCAGGGCACGUUCUUGGUUGGCCAGCCAGGGGGCUCUGGGAAACAGAGCUCUGGUGGUCACGUGGCAUCGAGUCCUGCAUCCAGUACCCAGCAGGCCAUUCGGGUCACAGCCGGACAGAAGGCAGCCAUAUUGGCUCAGGUGUGUAACAAAGUGGUGGGUGGGUCUCAAGGUUCUCAGGUGAAGCUGUCAGAUGGCUCAGUGAAGAUGGUAACCGCUGCUGCAGCAAGUCACCUGAAUAAACCUGGCACGACAACCCUGAGAAUGACGGGAGGUGUCAUCACUGCCACAAGCUCCACGCCAUCCACACCCAGUGCCACACCCACCUCUCAACAGUCAGCAGAAGCCACUGGAGGAUCGUCCUCUCAGCCAUUUCCUCAGAUGGCUAAAGCACCACCGCAGCACCCUGUGCUUGUAGCUGCCAAUCAAGCUGCAGUGAUCAGUGCGGCCAAGAAUGCCAGCUCUGCCGCCAACACAGCAAAGAGUUCUGCCUCUGGCACCAGUGCUGUUGUCACAGUCGCAAAGAGCGUCAACAUGCCUCUCAUUAGCCUGUCGAAGGGGGCGGGGUCAUCUGUUGUGGGAGGGACCAAAAGCUCCAGCCCAUCACUGGUCACUGCAGCGUCACUGAUAGGUGGAGGAACAGUCAGCGGGAAAACUGCUGCCACCAUCUCAGGUAUGUUGAAGUUGCAUCCAGCUCAGUCCAGUUCCCAGCAGACGGUUCUCACCAUCCCAGCCAAUCAGCUGAAGCAACUCAGUGUGGGCAGUGGUUCCUCAGGGCUGCAGACCAUCUUGAUGCCUGUCGGCAAAGUCAUGCAAUCUGGUGCUAAAGGUGCAUCUAGUAGCAACACAACAACGAGUGGAGCUGCUUCCUCAGCAUCCACACCUGUAGCUCAAGUUAAAACAGAACCAGGUUUGGUUAGCUCCACUUGUAUGACUCCGGUACCCCAAACAUCUGCCCCAGCCUCUACAGCACCCACCUCUGGUCCCCUGCCGACAACCCCCACAUCCACAGACGCAGCUGCUACUAUUAAAGUAGAACAAGGCAUAGAAUCUACAACUCAUGAACUUAUCAAUACGGAGCACAUAGAGAACAUGACGCAACUUCUGACGGCCAUUGUGAAGAAAUUCCCUCUGAUUGUCCCUGAGAAAAAUGAGGACUCUUAUCCAUUCUGUGCCACCUCUGUGGAUCAGUACUACUCAUGGAACAUUGGCAAACGCAGAGCUGCAGAGUUGCAGCGAGCAGUGGCUGUGCGCCGUGUGUGUGCUGAUCUCUUAGAGAGGACCCCUCGGCUUCAGGCCCUCACUCCACCCAGAACUAAAGAGGUGCUCCGCUGGUGCCGUCUCCGUGGUUACACACCCCCUGACCCUGAACCUCAGCGCACAGAGGAGGACUCCAUCGAGGACAUACUCACACAGAUCGACAGUGAACCCGAGAGCAGUUCGACUCUGACAGGCUGUGAGGAGUUGUCACAACGUCUGGAGCAACUUCAGAGGAUUCUGAAGGCGGAGCCUGACGAGGAGGAUGACGAACUUCUUGACAUCAUCAGUGUGAAAGACAUAGAUGCUGCCAAGGUCAAAAUCAAACUGGAACAGGAAGAGGCCGAGCAGGAACCUAAGUUCUUCUUGGGGCGCUGCCCAUCAACCCAGUUCAUCAGAGACACAGCAGAGCAGAUCGGCGUCACACUGCAGCAGGUGGAGGUGGAGAAGAACGUUUUUGCUCCAGUCGUGGAGACCAUGAUUCUUAAAGCUGUGGAGCAGUUUACCAGUGAAAUCCUCAGGGAGUCUUUGGCCAAUGCCCAUGGGAAAUCCCAACAAAACAGAACACCGAGAGAGAUAUCGGCUAUGGACGUGCAUCAGGCCAUUAGCUCUAUUCCCACCUGUGAUUUUCUGACUAAUAGAUACAUGGGCAUCAUGGUGAAGGAUGAAAGCCACGCUGACUAACUUCACUCCUUGGUAUAUGACUACAGAUGGACAGGUGGACUGUUAUACACAGACUCCUCCCCCUCACAUUCUGUAAAUGUGAAGAAUGUGCAAGGGCUGACCAAUCACAGGUGCAAAUGCCCUCUUAUUUGCUGGUGUCAUAAUAGAAGUCAGCCAUUAUUCCAAAAACAGCUGUGAGAGUACUGAACCCAAACAGAGCUUGAUACGCAGCCUGAACAGCAUUUGUUGCGAAUGGCUACAUCACUCUUAUUUAUUCGUUUUCAUUCUUCCUUUAUGAACUCUGGUCCAGUAUAUGUAACAGUACAGUACAGUGUUAAUGAGCAGGUACAGUUGACAUUAUUCUAUUAUUCUACUUUUUUAUUGGGACACUCAAUCUCUGCUAAUGAAACCCCGGAUCACAUUAACCUGCUUCGCCAUUGACACAGAGCUUGUUUAGCUUGUGUUAGUCUUAAAGGAAUAGUUCACCCAAAAUAAUUUACUCACCCUCAUGUUGUUUGAAAUGGUGGUGAGUAAAUGACAGAAUUUCAGUUUUAGGCAUUUCUUUAAUCAGAAGUGCGGACAUCAAAUAAGCCACUGAACAAUUAACCGUACUGUUUUUCUGUUCUGAAAUGUCUUUAUCGAGCAGGAUUUGUUUGGAGAAGCUGAUUAGUUUUAUAUGAAAUCAUCCGUUCAUUGUCUUUUUAUAUGAGAACUUUGGGUGGAGAUUAAAUGUCCAUUUUGAGUCACACGUCUUCACUAGGGCAAAGAAUGUCUAAGAAAAGUCUUAAUCGUGUUGUUUUCAAAUGAAUUUGAGUUAUUUUCAUACAGCUGUGGGUUUUAUGAAGGAUUGAACAGAAGUGAGUGUGAGUUUUAUUUCUUUUUUGUACUGUUUCUGUCAUUUGGGGGCAUUGAGAAAAAUGUGCAGAUAGACAGGAGGCAUUUGUGUAUUUGCUAAAACAAACUAUCUAUAGUGUCCUCUGGUUUGGUGGGCUACUUUGUGUCAUACAUCUAGCAUCGGUUUCUGUGUCCUUGUGUUUAAACACAUCAAGAAACUUCUGGUGUGUUUGUAUGGAUGAGAGAGAAUGUGUUGCUGUGUGUGUUAAUUCAGUGUUAAAGUCUUCACUUGUCUAACUGAAAUCCUGAAUGUUUUUCCUUCACAUUGUGUAUCAAAAAAUAGCUAUUCUUGUAUUAAAAAUGGUUGAUCUGCCACUAA